Messenger RNA from Acanthochromis polyacanthus (spiny chromis), 3290 nucleotides. It is a transcript of the gene nadkb, whose product is annotated as NAD kinase b. The record is from RefSeq and is a predicted model, not a curated record. Lineage: Eukaryota; Metazoa; Chordata; Actinopteri; Pomacentridae. Gene Ontology annotation, biological process: NAD+ metabolic process; NADP+ biosynthetic process. Gene Ontology annotation, molecular function: NAD+ kinase activity.
ACGUCACUUCCGCCCUGGUUUUAUAAUGUUUGUGUUUUAACGCUUUGAGGGAAGCUUUACUCUGUAAACAGACGUUUAGUAGCAUCGAAAGACACACGAGCCUUCGUGAACUAGUAUCGAUAUGAACUAAUUGCUUGUUUGUGACAAAAAUGGAGAAUUCAGAGACAAGUCCAUCACUGAGGCCCUUGGCAGUGUCAGACAGAGGCACGGUGCAAUCCUCGGGCUCCACUUGUCAGCUGUCAGAAUCAACCAGGUCCUCAAAGCACAGGGAGCACCCGUCCAAGUCACCAAGGAGACGGCGGGAGGGGAAGAGGUCGCAGCGACGGGGGGAUGGUCAUGAACAGCUGCUGUGGGAGAUGGAGCGGCGGAGGUUGCCAGGCCAACACGAGCACUUGGAGCCCUCUGGUUCGGCAAGCGACACAGCGGAAAGUUCUCCUAAGAGAAGAGCCCACUUUCUACAUGGGCCGUAUCCAGCCACUCACUUCGGACCCAAAGCCUGUAUUCUUCCCAACCCAACUUCAGUCAUGCACAUCCAGGACCCAGCCAGCCAGAGGCUCACUUGGAAUAAACCUCCAGUCAAUGUGCUCAUCAUUAGGAAAAUCAGAGAUGAAAGCCUGGUUGAACCUUUCAAAGAGCUCUGCAGAUUUCUAGUAGAGGAAAAACAGAUGAUGGUGUACGUGGAGCGCAGGGUUGCAGAUGAUGCUACGCUGUCAAAGGAUGAGGCCUUCGGCUCCAUCCGCAAUCAGCUCUGCACCUUCAGAGAGGGCUAUGAUGAUAUUUCUGACUGCAUCGACCUCAUCAUCUGUCUGGGCGGGGAUGGAACUUUGCUGUACGCCUCCUCUCUGUUCCAGCGUUCCCCAGUUAUGGCAUUCCACCUUGGCUCUCUAGGUUUUCUGACACCUUUCAAGUUUGAGUCAUACAAGACUGAAGUAGCUAAAGUGUUUGAAGGCAAUGCCGCCAUCACUCUGAGGAGUCGUUAAAGAGUGAAGGUGGUGAAGGAAUGCUUCAAGAGAACAGGACAGCAGUCGUACAGCAGAGAGCAACAGCAGGAGCAAAAUGGACUCCUUCCUCAUGGACACACCAACAGUGAGACCGGCAAGGUCACCUUGCAAGCUGCAGGUGAGGACAAGGAUGUGCUGAAUGAGGUGGUGGUGGAUCGAGGCCCGUCCUCCUACCUGUCCAAUGUGGACUUGUAUCUUGACGGACGUCUCAUCACCUCAGUGCAGGGAGAUGGUGUUAUUGUGUCCACACCUACAGGCAGCACAGCGUAUGCAGCCGCAGCAGGAGCCUCAAUGAUUCACCCCAACGUUCCUGCGAUCAUGGUCACUCCCAUCUGCCCACACUCGCUCUCCUUCAGGCCAAUUGUGGUCCCUGCUGGAGUGGAGUUAAUGAUCACCCUGUCUCCUGAUGCCCGGAACACCGCCUGGGUGUCGUUUGACGGCAGGAAGAGACAGGAGAUCCAGCAUGGAGACUGUAUUAAGAUCACUACGUCUUGUUACCCGGUGCCGUCUAUCUGUUGUCAUGACCUGGUGUAUGACUGGUUUGAGAGUCUGGCUCAGUGUUUGCACUGGAACGUACGCAAGAGGCAAAACCGACUCGCUGACAUCUCGGACUCAUCUGACACAGAAAACUGAAGUUUUGGGUGUGUUUUCUGCCAAAAGACGAAUCCAAUGCUCUCCACAGUAGUGGAGUGAGAAUGAAGGGAUUAGGUUUACACACGUGGACAAAAUUGUUGGUACCCCUCAGUUAAAGAAGGAAAAACCCACAAUUCUCACUGAAAUCACUUGAAACUCACAAAAGUAACAAUAAAUAAAAAUUUAUUGAAAAUUAAAUAAUCAAAAACAGCCAUUGCUUUUGAAUUGUUGAUUAACAUAAUUAUUUAAAAAAACAAACUAAUGAAACAGGCCUGGACAAAAUUGAUGGUACCUCUAUAAAAGAUUGAAAACUAUUUGACCAGAGUGACAUGAUUAACUCAGGUGUGUCAUUUAAUUGACAUCACAGGUGUUUCCAAACUCAUAAUCAGUCAGUCUGCCUAUUUAAAGGGAGACAAGUAGUCACCCUGCUGUUUGGUGAAAAGGUGUGUACCACACUGAACAUGGACAACAGAAAGCGAAGGAGAGAAUUGUCCCAGGACAUCCGAAAAAAAAUGAUAGACAAACAUCUUAAAGGUAAAGGCUAUAAGACCAUCUCUAAACAGCUUGAAGUUCCUGUGACAACAGUGGCUCAUAUUAUUCAGAAGUUCAAGACCCACGGGACAGUAGCCAACCUCCCUGGACGUGGCCGCAAGAGGAAAAUUGAUGACAAAUUGAAGAGACGGAUCGUUGGAAUUGUAUCCAAAGAGCCCAGAGCAACCUCCAAAGAAAUUAAAGAUGAACUCCAAGGCCAAGGUACAUCAGUGUCAGAUCGCACCAUUCGUCGUUGUUUGAGCCAAAGUGGACUUCAUGGGAGACGACCAAGGAGGACACCACUGCAUGUAUUAUUACUUAGCCAACCAACUUCAGUAUAUCACCAAAUGGAUUCAUCCACAUGUAGAAUAUAACUCCUGGCUGGAACUAGAACAGUUAGAUUGUAACCAGAUCAAAAUCUCUGACCUGCCCUUUAUCACUUCCGCCCUUAAACAUCACUCCUGCUUCAAGAACCCAAUGAUUGCCUCCACCUUGUCUGCCUGGUGGAAAACAUUGGAGGUCACAGGCUCCCAAUUAAAACCCAGCAUACUGUCCCCAAUCUGGCACAACCCUGAUUUUGCAAACAAUAAAAUAGCUCUUUAUUUCAGGACGUGGGCAGAGAGAGGAGUCACCCACCUCCACCACCUUUUUGAUGAUAACAUAUUUAGGACAUAUACAAACUUAUUCCAAACAUUCGAAAUAAGAAAUGGAAACUUCCUCCACUACCUACAGGUAAAGAAGACGCUUACAAGUAGAAUUCCAUCGCUUCAGUCUAAUCCACAGCCAACUGAUUUACAGCCACCUGAAUUUGUCAAAUAUAUUGCGAAACUGUCUCCAAGAAACAAAAAGAACCUCUCAAAAAUUUAUAGUUUACUCUCAAAGACAGAUUCUAUUCACCUACCAACUCACAAAUGGGAAGAAGACUUGUCCAAAUCCUUUGACUCUGAUUUUUGGACCCAGAUCUGUGAAAACACAUUUAAAAUGACAAAAAAUACCAACUUACAACUGAUCCAAUUUAAGGUUCUUCAUAGAACGCAUAUAACCCAAUAUAAAUUAUAUAAAAUGGGCUUCUCAAACUCAGACACAUGUACUCAAUGCACUCAAAACAUGGCUGACACAUAUUUU